CGCGCUCCUCCCCGCCGCGGACGCCGCCCCCGCGUAUCCGCCGAGGAAGCCGAGGCGAGCCCGGGUCGGGCGCGAGGGCGCGCGGGCCGCUGCUGCCACCGCGGGUGUUCCCUGCGCUCCCGCUCCAGCUAGGACUCUCUCUGCCGCCGCCGCCGCCUCCUCCUCCUCCGACCUCAGUCCUCACCACCCUCCUCCCGCUCCUCAAAAGCACCCCCGAGUCCCCACCCCCUCACGCCCCACCCGCGGGAACGAGGCCUUGGGAAUUCAGGGGAGUGGCUGUGGGGGCGCGUCGCGGCUCCCAGCUCGGCCAGCCCCUCUUUCAAGACAUGGUCUGAUCCCCAUUGUAAAAGCUGCGCCCCGAAGAGGAGGAGAGAGUCGUGCUCCCUGCCUGGGGCUGCAGGGAGCUCUCCGUGCUGAAGCUCUUGCAUUAUUUUAGGGUGGGGCGAGGAGGGCCCUGGAUUUUGGGGAGUGGGGGUGGGUGGGGAGGAGGACCCGAGGGGGGCAAGGACUCUGUGGGGGAGUCGGUGAGAGACUAUGGGGAAGGACCAGGAGCUGCUGGAAGCUGCUCGCACUGGAAAUGUGGCUCUGGUGGAGAAACUCCUCUCUGGCAGGAAAGGAGGGAUCCUGGGCGGUGGAUCCGGACCCCUGCCCCUGUCUAAUCUGCUAAGCAUCUGGCGAGGCCCCAAUGUGAACUGCACAGACAGUUCGGGUUACACUGCUUUACACCACGCAGCCUUAAAUGGACAUAAGGACAUAGUUCUCAAACUACUUCAGUAUGAGGCAUCGACAAAUGUAGCAGACAACAAAGGGUAUUUUCCUAUUCACCUGGCUGCCUGGAAAGGAGAUGUGGAAAUUGUGAAGAUUCUUAUUCAUCAUGGACCAUCACAUUCCAGGGUCAAUGAACAGAACAAUGAAAAUGAAACUGCCCUACACUGUGCAGCUCAAUAUGGACACUCAGAAGUAGUUGCUGUUCUCCUAGAAGAGCUCACUGACCCGACAAUUAGGAAUAGCAAGCUGGAAACACCUUUGGACUUGGCGGCACUCUACGGACGGCUUAGAGUGGUAAAAAUGAUCAUCAGUGCACAUCCUAACUUAAUGAGCUGCAACACUCGCAAGCACACGCCACUUCACCUUGCUGCGCGCAAUGGCCACAAAGCAGUCGUGCAGGUGCUGCUGGAGGCAGGAAUGGAUGUGAGCUGUCAAACAGAAAAGGGGAGUGCACUUCAUGAAGCAGCUUUGUUUGGAAAGGUGGAUGUUGUACGAGUUCUGUUAGAAACAGGAAUUGAUGCCAACAUAAAGGAUAGCUUAGGUAGAACUGUCUUGGACAUUCUGAAAGAACAUCCAUCUCAGAAAUCUCUCCAGAUUGCAACACUCUUACAAGAGUAUUUAGAAGGCGUGGGAAGAUCUACAGUCCUCGAAGAGCCUGUACAGGAAGAUGCAACACAAGAAACACACAUUUCAUCUCCUGUUGAGUCUCCUUCCCAAAAGACCAAAAGUGAAACCGUCACUGGAGAAUUAUCAAAACUCUUGGAUGAAAUAAAACUCUGUCAAGAAAAGGAUUAUUCGUUUGAAGACUUGUGCCACACAAUAUCAGACCACUACUUAGAUAAUUUGAGCAAGAUUUCAGAGGAAGAACUUGGGAAAAAUGGAAGCCAGAGUGUAAGAACCUCAUCUACAAUCAAUUUGUCACCAGGAGAAGUGGAAGAAGAGGAUGAUGAUGAAAAUACGUGUGGGCCAUCAGGACUUUGGGAAGCAUUAACUCCGUGUAAUGGAUGUAGGAACCUUGGCUUCCCCAUGCUUGCCCAGGAGUCCUAUCCAAAGAAGAGAAAUUACACUAUGGAAAUUGUACCAUCUGCUUCUCUGGAUACAUUUCCUUCAGAAAAUGAGAACUUUCUGUGUGAUCUCAUGGACACAGCUGUUACAAAGAAACCUUGCUCCUUAGAAAUUGCAAGGGCACCUUCCCCAAGAACUGAUAAUGCCUCUGAGGUAGCAAUUACUACUCCAGGAACUAGUAACCAUAGAAACAGCUCAACAGGCCCAACACCUGAUUGUUCACCUCCAUCCCCUGAUACUGCCCUCAAAAAUAUUGUAAAAGUCAUUCGACCCCAGCCUAAACAGCGAACAUCCAUUGUGUCUUCUCUGGAUUUUCACCGAAUGAAUCACAACCAAGAAUAUUUUGAAAUCAACACAUCUACAGGGUGCACAAGCUUUACUGCCAGUCCUCCUGCUAGUCCACCCACCUCUUCUGUGGGAACCACAGAAGUCAAGAAUGAGGGAACUAACCAUACAGAUGACCUCUCCCGAAAGGAUGACAAUGAUCCCGCAAAAGAAUAUGAUCCUGGGCAAUUUGCAGGCCUGCUCCAUGGAUCCUCUCCAGCCUGUGAGUCCCCUGAAAAUCCAUUUCAUCUCUAUGGGAAAAGAGAACAAUGUGAAAAAGGACAAGAUGAAGUCAGUUUGGCAAACAGUCCUUUGCCUUUCAAGCAGUCUCCAAUAGAAAAUAACGCAGAACCUUUGGUGAAGAAAAUUAAACCCAAAGUGGUCAGUAGAACAAUUUUUCACAAAAAAAGCAACCAACUCGAAAACCAUACCAUUGUUGGCACAAGAUCAACCAGGAGUGGAUCUCGGAAUGGGGACCAGUGGGUUAUGAACGCAGGGGGAUUUGUGGAGAGAGCCUGUACUCUGGGGAGAAUAAGGUCAUUGCCUAAAGCCUUGAUCGACAUGCAUUUGUCAAAAAAUGUCUCUAAAUCUGAUUCUGAUCUCAUUGCCUAUCCUUCCAAUGAGAAAACAUCAAGAGUUAACUGGAGUGAAUCUUCCACUGCUGAACACAGUUCUAAAGGGAAUUCUGAAAGAACACCAUCCUUCACAUCGGAAUGGGAAGAAAUUGACAAAAUAAUGAGUUCCAUAGAUGUUGGAAUCAACAAUGAACUUAAAGAGAUGAAUGGUGAGACCACAAGACCCAGAUGCCCUGUCCAAACAGUGGGACAAUGGUUGGAAAGCAUUGGGCUACCUCAGUACGAGAACCACCUGAUGGCUAAUGGAUUUGACAAUGUGCAGUUUAUGGGAAGCAAUGUUAUGGAAGAUCAGGAUUUGUUGGAAAUUGGAAUCCUUAAUUCUGGGCACCGACAAAGAAUUCUACAGGCAAUCCAGCUCCUUCCAAAGAUGAGACCCAUUGGGCAUGAUGGCUACCAUCCCACCUCUGUAGCUGAGUGGCUGGAUUCCAUUGAACUGGGCGACUACACCAAAGCCUUUCUAAUUAAUGGCUACACUUCGAUGGACCUGUUGAAAAAAAUCUGGGAGGUUGAACUUAUUAAUGUUUUAAAAAUCAAUUUGAUUGGCCACAGGAAACGUAUUUUGGCAUCUCUGGGAGACAGGCUGCACGACGAUCCCCCACAGAAGCCCCCUCGGUCCAUCACCCUCAGGGAACCCAGUGGUAAUCACACUCCUCCUCAGUUGUCUCCAUCACUUAGCCAAAGCACUUACACCACUGGUGGCUCCCUAGACGUUCCUCACAUUAUCAUGCAGGGCGAUGCAAGGAGGAGAAGAAAUGAAAACUACUUUGAUGAUAUUCCCCGAUCAAAACUGGAGAGGCAGAUGGCUCAGCAGUCGUCUGUCUGUGAAAUAUGGACGAAUCAGAACGCAGGAUUUCCUUUCUCAGCGAUCCAUCAGGUUCAUAAUACAGGAGACUGGGGAGAACCCUCCAUUACCUUGCGACCUCCGAAUGAAGCCACAGCCUCUACCCCGGUACAGUACUGGCAGCAUCACCCAGAAAAGCUUAUCUUCCAGUCGUGUGAUUACAAAGCUUUUUAUUUAGGUUCUAUGCUGAUAAAAGAGCUUAGGGGGACAGAAUCAACCCAAGAUGCUUGUGCAAAAAUGCGGGCUAACUGUCAGAAGUCUACAGAGCAAAUGAAGAAGGUCCCUACUAUUAUUCUUUCUGUCUCAUAUAAAGGAGUCAAAUUUAUUGAUGCAACAAAUAAGAACAUAAUUGCUGAGCAUGAAAUUCGUAAUAUCUCUUGUGCUGCCCAGGACCCAGAAGACCUCUCAACAUUUGCCUAUAUCACAAAAGAUUUGAAGUCCAAUCACCACUACUGUCACGUGUUUACUGCCUUUGAUGUGAAUUUAGCCUAUGAAAUCAUCCUAACCCUGGGACAGGCAUUCGAAGUCGCUUACCAGCUAGCACUACAAGCAAGAAAAGGGGGACACUCCUCCACACUUCCAGAAAGCUUUGAAAACAAACCCUCCAAACCCAUCCCCAAGCCCCGCGUUAGCAUUCGCAAGUCCGUGCAGAUCGACCCAUCUGAGCAAAAGACUCUGGCCAAUCUACCGUGGAUUGUGGAGCCGGGCCAAGAAGCCAAGAGGGGCAUUAAUACCAAGUAUGAAACCACGAUUUUCUGAUACUCGCCGUCCUCCUGUCCUCGCGGUGCCUUGCUCGCCAAGCGGUCCCGGAGCAGGCUUUCCUUCGCGCCUCCGCGUCCACCCAGCCCAGGGGGAAGACUGCUCUGAGCGUGCGGCCUUGUUACGGGCGAAAGGCCACUGGCCAUUCCUGGGGAAGUUCUUUCUGCACCAGUGAUGGAAAACGCAAGACUUUCCAGUCGCAACCCCUGAGAGGCGUGAGUUGAGAUGGGUUUUCCCUGAUGCUCCCGACUCCCCUCCCCACCACCUCCCAAGGUAUUUCUGAUGACUCCGCCCCAGUACUUAUUUGCUUUGCUUCGUUUGGGGAUAAUAAUACCUUUUCUUUAAAAAAAAAAAAAAAAAAAAAAAAAAAAAAAAAAAAAAAGUAAAGGGGAUCUCUAAUACUGCCUAAAAGUAUGCUUUCACUGUCAGCAGUUUUAAAGGUGAAAUCAGAGCAGCACUACCCCUCCCACCUCCAAAGCAUCUGUAAAAUCAUUCUAUCACUGAGUAUCGUUUAAUGCAAAAGGACAAAAACAACUCCCGUGAUAUGAUUGCCAGGAGAUUCUGUUUCCCCAUUUCUAUAUUUGUGGAUUUUAUAUGUAAUCACCUAUGUCAGAGAAAGAAAACCUUUCAACCAAAUGAUUGGUUCAAAAGGAAAGAAUGAUUCAAAACAGGAAUUUAUUAUGCACAGCAAAAUGUGUCUUGUAUUAAAUAUUUUUAUUAAAAGAAUGUUUCAUUAAUGCAUUGAUAAGAAAACUAGGUUAGUUGUGAGGGAUGUUUCUGGUUUCAUUUCAAAUAAUUAAAUUUCUACUGCUACUACCAAGAGGACUGGCUCAGUGGUGGCAAAAUACUGGUGAUGCUCCCUAGAGCAGGAGGCCCGGAAGUGCUGACGCAGCCAUCAGCCUGCCAAGAUUGUUUUUUAAUCUUCACAGUGUUUUAAAGAACAUGUUAAAAAAAAAAAAAAUCUAGCGCUCCUGCUGUCAAGAUUUCUGUCAUGGAAACCUUGUUUGAGAAAGGUGUUAAUAAAAUUCUAUUGCAAAAAUUUCUUUUUCUAGAAAAAAUAAAUACAAAAAAAAAAAGAAAUUCCAAAGUAAUAAAACUUUUCUUGAGACAAACAAAACAAAAGUUUGCUUACUAUUUGAUUAAAUAAAAUUUACUUACAUUUCUUUAAGGUAUUUUAAUUUUUUAAUGUCUCUGUGGAGUAUUUGUAUGAUACCAUAAUGUAUAUUUAUGUAGAAUCAAAUUAUAUAAACAGUACCAAUAUCAUUAUAGAAAAAAAUAACAUUUUAAUGUAUAUUGUUCUAACAAUCAUAUUGUGAAUCAUUUUGAAGUUCAUUAUAGCGAUAUUGAUAAAUUGUGGAAUUGUCUUAAUGUUUUUUUUAUUAACUGAUAUUAUUUUAAACCUAACUGAGAUGAUCAGUUACAUUCAUCAGUUGGUGAGUUUUGAAGACUAACUACAUUUUAUUUCAAACUAACAAAUGUAUACGGUUUUAGUUCAGUGUUGAAGAAUUUUAAUACAAUAUUAAAUUACUUGAACUGAACAGUUCCUUGUAUAUAUUUUGCCUAUUCACUGUUGAUAUGUAUGUAGCAAAAUGAGAGUUAAAUAACACUAAAAUAUGGUACCAGGAGGCAAUUGUAUAGGAGCAAAGUUAAUAGGCGCUUUGCUGAAACAGAAGCAUAUGUGUAAAUAAGCUUGGGCUUCCAGUUAUAAAUUUUGUAAUUUUUGUCAUUAUUUAUAUCCUAUAAAAAAAGCACACAAAAAUAAAACAGAAGUUGUACAGCA
Gorilla gorilla gorilla (western lowland gorilla) is the source of this 6172-nucleotide messenger RNA. RefSeq names its product ankyrin repeat and sterile alpha motif domain containing 1B (gene ANKS1B). Gene Ontology annotation, cellular component: cytosol. Gene Ontology annotation, biological process: ephrin receptor signaling pathway. Bases 535 to 4392 code for a protein of 1285 amino acids. Gene Ontology annotation, molecular function: ephrin receptor binding. The transcript has 27 exons. NCBI's taxonomy places the organism in Eukaryota, Metazoa, Chordata, Mammalia, Primates, Hominidae. The record is from RefSeq and is a predicted model, not a curated record.